AACCAUUACAAAACCAGCGCGGGUGGCAAGAACAGAGCUGCAACUUCCUCACCUAUAAAACAACGAAGCGUCUAGCGAGCAAGAAGCUGUUACCACCAAAGCGGCAAAGCCAACCAGUUCUUCAGCCAAACUAAUUGGCAUCGCCUUGAGCCAGUCAAAUGGAGGGGCUCAUCCCGUUCAUCUACAAGGCCAUCAAGGAGCGGCGGACCCGGAGCUACUCCAGGUGCAGCUCCACCGGCUCGGCGCACGGCCGGUUCGGUGGCCGCGUGGACGACGGCGUCUGGGGCCAGAAGCAGUGGGUGGCGCCGGUGCGUGAGGACCUGGCCGAUGGCAAGUUUCCGGCGGAGAGGGAGAUGACGCACCGCCGUCACCGGUCGCUGGAGGAGCUGGCGGGGGAGGUGGGGGCCUCGCCACAGUGGCGGCCGGGCGCGCUGCCGAGAGGGCGGAGCCUCAGGAUCUUCUCAUGCAUCGGCGGCAUGUGAGGACGCUCGCGGCUCCCGUGCUUACGUGCAUGCGCUGGCGCAGGAGGAAGGUUGGUGCGUGCAGGAUCAAGGAAUUUGCUCGUGAUUUGCUUAAUUUUGAGGUAAGAUUCAGUGGAAGGAGUAAGGAAUUAAUGUAGUGGUUGUACCGUGUUAUCCAUCCAACUACCAAAGUGUACAUGCUCAUGGUUUCGAUCUAUGCGUUUGUUUCGUGCUA
Phragmites australis (common reed) is the source of this 696-nucleotide messenger RNA. RefSeq lists its product as uncharacterized. The transcript has a single exon. The coding region runs from base 159 to 482 and encodes 107 amino acids. The record is from RefSeq and is a predicted model, not a curated record. Lineage: Eukaryota; Viridiplantae; Streptophyta; Magnoliopsida; Poales; Poaceae.